Aquila chrysaetos chrysaetos is the source of this 2183-nucleotide messenger RNA. RefSeq names its product spermidine synthase (gene SRM). The record is from RefSeq and is a predicted model, not a curated record. Bases 109 to 993 code for a protein of 294 amino acids. Gene Ontology annotation, cellular component: cytosol. Lineage: Eukaryota; Metazoa; Chordata; Aves; Accipitriformes; Accipitridae. The transcript is spliced from 8 exons. Gene Ontology annotation, biological process: spermidine biosynthetic process. Gene Ontology annotation, molecular function: spermidine synthase activity.
GGCGGCGCGCGCGCUGGCGGCCGGGGGCGGGGCGGCGCGUGGGCCCCUCUGCUCGGCUCCCGCGCCGGCGGGGUCAGGCGGCGGCGGCGGCGGCCGGGCCGGGCCGGGAUGGAGCGAGGCGCGGCGGCGCUGAUCCGUGAGGGCUGGUUCCGCGAAACGUGCCGGCUGUGGCCGGGGCAGGCCAUGUCGCUGCAGGUGGAGGAGCUCCUGCACCACCAGCGCUCCCGCUACCAGGAGAUACUCGUCUUCCGCAGCACCACCUACGGCAACGUCCUGGUCCUGGACGGGGUGAUCCAGUGCACGGAGCGGGACGAGUUCUCCUACCAGGAAAUGAUCGCCAACCUGCCCCUCUGCAGCCACCCCGACCCCCGCAAGGUGCUGAUCAUCGGUGGCGGCGACGGGGGAGUGCUGCGAGAGGUGGUGAAACACCCAACCGUGGAGUCCGUGGUGCAGUGCGAAAUCGAUGAGGAUGUGAUCCAGGUAUCUAAGAAAUACCUCCCAGGGAUGGCAGUGGGAUAUUCCAGCGCUAAGCUGACCUUGCAUGUGGGAGAUGGUUUCGAGUUCAUGAAACAAAAUCAAGAAGCCUUUGAUGUGAUUAUCACGGACUCGUCUGACCCCAUGGGUCCUGCAGAAAGCUUAUUCAAAGAAUCUUACUACCAGCUGAUGAAGACAGCCCUGCGAGAAGAUGGGAUUCUUUGCUGCCAAGGUGAGUGCCAGUGGCUGCACCUGGAUCUCAUUAAGGAGAUGCGUCAGUUCUGCAAGUCUCUGUUCCCUGUUGUGGAAUACGCCUAUUGCACCAUCCCCACAUAUCCCAGCGGGCAGAUUGGCUUCAUGCUCUGCAGCAAGAACCCAAACACAAAUUUCCGGGAGCCUGUACAGCAGCUCUCACAGCAACAAGUAGAGGAGAGGAGUCUGAAAUACUACAACUCUGACAUUCAUCGGGCAGCUUUCAUUCUGCCAGAGUUUGCACGGAAGGCCCUGAGCGAUGUGUGAGACUGAGAAGCUGCUUCCUUCCUUCAAGUUGGACCCUGAGAUCGCCAGUGAUGUGGCUGGGACCUUCCCAGCAGACUGCAGAUUUGCUCUCCACUGUGUGGGAUUGUUUAACCCUUUGCCAGCCAACAUUCCCUUUGAUGAUGUGUUAAAGAUGAUGGGGCAUAAGCCAGAUAAGACUAUUGAAAAGGUCCAGUGACUUAUUGCGUGAGGUCAAAACUGUUCUUUCCAGUGCUGGAAACGUAAGAUGUCUUUUUCCUUUCUCUCCUCCCUGCACCCAUUCUAAAUUCUCCCCUCCCUGUGUCCCCCCUCCUACCUCCACCCCCUGCAACUGACAUGAUGUAUUUAUAACUGACAUGUAUUUCUGUCUGGUGAUCUUCUGAAACCUGGGAAGAGUCCAGAAGGGUCACUGACUCGGCCUUAAGCACAGAGAGCGAGAGCUUUGUGCGCAAAGUUAGCUUGCUCUCUCCUCAUAGGAGCUCCCUGCUGCUGAGACGUUUUGACUGGUAAUGGGUCUGAGCCUUCACGUCCCACUGCCCUUCUGCGACACCUGCACUGUUCUGCAGCACAGUUGGAGAAGUCACAGUGCAAACUGUUGCCAUUCACAAUAGGUCUCCCUCCAACCCUGAUGGAGUAGCAGUAUUAAACACCAGCCAGGCAGGCUGGCAGCAGUCUUGUGGCUUUUUUUUUUUUUUUUUUUUUUUUUUUUUUUUAAAUUGGUUGGACACAGAAGUGCUGAGGUACUGACAGGCUGACUCCUGUUCUUACCUCUGCUGUCAGAGUGGUUCCAAAGAAUGUUUAUCAAUAUGGUGAUAGGCGCUUUAUAUAUAUAAAUAUAAAUAUAUAUAUAUAUAUAUAAAAAACAAACCUUACAUCCAUUGCCUGCUGUUAAGUACUGAUGCUGGGGAGUCAGUUGUGCUGACAAAUUUCUCAUCUCAAUCAUGCUGAGAUGCCUCAGGCCUGGGUAUUUGCUAGUCCUUAGGAGGCAUCAUUAUUUCUAAUGCUGCCCCCAGAAUCCCCAGAUGCAUAAGUUGUUUUUCGCUGUACUCUGUUGUGAGAUGGAUCUGCCUCCACUUCACUUUUGUUUUAAAGACUCCGUACCACCGCUGUGCAGUGGGUAUCUUCCCAGCACAACCACUGUACAGUUGUCACUCCCUUGCAAUCAAUUAAACACUUGGCUCUGGUUAAGGUGA